AUGCAGACCGUUCCAAGUCUUGUUGGAACCGGCACUGCCAUCGCUGCAGCGGCCAGUGGUUUGGUGUUUGGCCAGCCCACUACUGAACCCAACUCUUUCACCCAUUCGACUCGACGUCCUUCUCAUUCCAGACGAGUCUCAAUAGACCGCGAGCCAGUCAUACGCUCACCAUCACCGGGCAACUUUGCUUCGUCACGGCCCGCCACAAGCAACACCGCUGCUUCUGUACUCGGUGCCUCGCACUAUUACACCCUCCCGCGCCCGAUUACCGCCUCAAGACCUCCUCUCUCCCGUUACCAGCGACCGCCUAUGCCCCAGACGCAGUCGACUCCUCCUCCACAGGCUAGCAGCAGGAGGUCGUCUUUCUGCAGGCAUCCCGACUCUCCAGCUAUUAUCCCGGAGUCUCGAGAAUCAGUUUCUUCCAAUGGAUCCUGGAUAAGGCGUCUCUCUAUUCGCCCGCUGUCUCGUCACGAAAGCACAAGGUCGAGUGUUGGUCCUGACGCGCCCUCCAUCUUUUCCCACGGCUCAGCUGCCCCGAUCUUGCGCAGCCCUGCAACAUCGAAUCUACCUCGAAAUAAGCUUGUCAAGCGAUCCACGUCGACCCGCAUCGACCCUGAUCCUCUACCACGACGACGUGCGAAAUCUCACUUACAGAUCUUACCAGUUCUUCGUAGACCAGCUACGAGUCAUCAAAGGUCCGCAACUUUGCAGCUGUCCCGACCUGAUUCUGCCCUGAAUACACCAACAGAUGCGAACAAUUUCUCGUUCGACGAUCCACCACGACCCCACGAGUUCCUUGCCCCAUCUCCGCUCAAACCCCCCUCAAGAUCGGCAUCUAUAAGAAGCGGGUGGAAGUCAUACUUCCACUCUAAGCGGUCAAGCAUAGGCGGACGCCCGGGCUCGAGUAGGUUUGGUGAGUUCAGUCCACAUGCUCGAGGCGCCUUUUCGAAGCGCAUUGUUGUCGAGAACGACGAGCGUAGUCGGGUCCAUCUGGUGAAACCAAGAAUGGUUUCAAGAGCAACAGCCCCCCCUCAAGGUCUGCUUCCAGCUGCGUCAAUUGAAGCAGGAUUCGAACCCACCCAAACUACUAUCGACGAACCAACUGUAUCCUCCGAGAGCACCCCAUCUAGAACACCCCGGAAAUCGAAUUCAAUGCCAUUUGCGUCUGCAGGAACGUGGGCGGUAAGGACAACAGGGAGCAUUCGGCGCCCCAAACGUGGCGCUGAACCAGGGGUCGGGAAUAAACGACGUGUGUCGGAGCCGCUGACUGGCGCGCAAUUUGGUGCUGACCUUGGAACCAAUCCGCCAUCGGAAUCGACCCUCCCCGCAGCAUCACCAUUAUCGGACAGGCAGGGGUUACCGCUUGGUUCAGCUGCCGGCGUGCAGUUGAGAAGUCGUAAAAGGAAUUCCUCGUCACCAAUUCCCCCGCCUCCAAGACUUGCAAAUUUCCAUAUGGAUGCGUCCAGGUUAGGGUAUUCUGCCGGGGUUUCCACUCAUCAAUCCAGACCCAACCAACCCUCUGGAAGUUCUACUAGCUCCACCGCGAUGUCACAACUUAGGGCAUCGCAGCACGACAGGACUUCAACCAUGGAGAGCUCUGAGUGUGACAUUCGGGAUUGCACAUCAGGGGAUGAUGAUGACACGGAUUUUAAAAGUGACACCAUGUUCGACUCGAUACGGACUGUGGGUUCCGGUCGUGCCCGUGCUGUAGAGACACCGUUAGAGUCCAUGUACGACGAGUCACCACCAAGCACUGCCGGCAACGGUACAAAGACAAAGCGGUUGUCAAUCCAUGAGAUGCUCAGUCGGACUUGGGAGGAGGAUGAAAAGAUUAUGGAGGAGGACGAGAAUGCAUCCACACCUGUCCGCACGAUUCAUCGAUCUGAGGUAUCACCGCGCUUUAAGCUCGACUCGAGAUUCAACCCGGCACCUCAUGAUAUCUCAACCUCUGCAAACCAGGAGUACAGCAGGCUGUCCUUGGACGACGAAUUUGACGAUGACUGGGCCAGGGAUGACGAGUUCCCAUGUAACCCCUUGUCGCCUCCCUCCAAAGGGAGCUCACUGAAUUCCAGGGGAAUUAACCCUAAUGUUCGCCUCGCCCUUGCCAAUAUCAGCGGCAAUGGCCUUGCUGAUACAAAUGGCCACGACACUCAGCAUGAUCGUCCGCUUAGCUCACUAUUCGAUUGGAGCGAACCCCCAGCGCACGACAAGUUCGAUACCGAGCGGCCGCUACGGCCAAAGACUUCGUAUACUAAGGAAAUGGACUCUAGAGGCGGCCGUUCCGCCAUGCGCAAAGGCCCAACCCCAACUCACGUCCGAAGUCAGAGUGUUCCAGUUGUUCAUGAUGCUCCCGAGGAUUCUAAAACAAUGGGAUCCAAGUAUGGCACAUGGGGCAUGGGAACUAAGACAAUCAGUGAAGAUUGGGACGACGACUUUGAAUUUGGUGCAAACAGUAUGGGCAGUAACGACAAGGGCGACAAGAUGUUCGCAGUUCCCGAAUCAAUUCGUGCGACUCAACCGAGCGUCAAGGCUCAUUCCGGACAUAUCAGGGAAUUCUCUCUUCUUGUCAAUGACUUGAAGCGUCUCUGCCGCCAUGGACGGGAUAUGAACAUGCUCGAUGGGCCACAGAAAGGCUUGUGGAAGGAGGCGGAUGGUAUCAUUGCUCUUGCAUCUCCCGAUGAAGAGUCGCUAGACGAGGAUGACGACCAAAAGUCUACAUCGUCAAUCAACUUUGACGCAUUCGAUAUCGACGAACGGUUUGGAGACGAAGGCUUCGAUGCACACUCCAUGAACCGCCUUGACGCCGCCUUUGAUGGACACGAACCCCCAAUGUCCAAGACUACUGUAGUCCGAGAACGUCACUCUCCCCGACGAAGGUCUGUCUUCUCUCCCGAGGACGAUAUCUUCGGCAACUGGCCCGGAACGGAUAACCCCCCGUCGGCACGACCCAGUCGCCCCAGAACGCCAGAUAAUAAGUACAACAAGGCCCAUGAUGUUUCAGGAGUAGUCCGCUCCGUCAUUGGAGCAAUGCAACACCGUGUCCCUGACCAGACACCUGAUAAUGGCAAGGUUCACUUCGACACCAACAGUCUGAAGGCCCUAGUUAAGAGAGCUGGCGACUUGCGGGAUCUGCUAUCGGAUAUUGUUCGACAGGCAGAUCAGAUUACGCAAAGCCCCAUGCGCACACCCCGGAAUGAGCGUCAGCAUGAUUCAAGUCCAGCAUUUACUCGAGUAUUCGAUGACCCCGGCUCAAGUCCACCUAGAAGAGUGGUACGAAGCCGUGGCAACAAUUCACUCAGAGAAGCCGCGUCGUCUGAUAACUCGCCAUCUUCCGGCCUACCACAACGAAUGCAGAUGAUGACUGUCAACUAA
Fusarium sp. VM40 is the source of this 3372-nucleotide messenger RNA. The record is from the annotation of a GenBank genome assembly. Lineage: Eukaryota; Fungi; Ascomycota; Sordariomycetes; Hypocreales; Nectriaceae.